ACUGGCCUAAAGUUUGCCAGUAGAGAGCGAGGACAGUUAUAUCACCACAAUCAGCGGAGGUACCAUUCUCCAGAUACCGAGAACGGAGAAGGACCGAAACACAGAGAUAACGAAGCGCGUUUUGUCUCUAUACGGAACCAUUACGCAGAAGGAGAUUUUUGGACAUCUUCGCGAAAGCCGAGGUCGUUUCGCGGUGUUUUGGAGAAGUAGCGGGUCCGUGGUUCGCGGAGACCCUGGGGGCUUCAUGGUCCGGUCCAUUGUUAUCUUGGACUGUCUUUAUUUACUACUGCAAGCAGGGCAUAACGAAAACUGACCGGGAACAGAAGUGUCCGUAGAAGUGACUUUUCACAACCAGGAAAGGAAACCUCCCUUAUAGCCUAUAUUUCAGCAGGGGUGAAAGAGAGGUGUCAAAAUGUAUCAAAGCCUAGCUUUAACCUCGAACCAGUCCCCGUACGUGCAUGAGACCGGGAACUACAUACACCCCGUGGCCAGCUCCCCGGUGUACGUACCCACCACGAGAGUGCCCGCUAUGCUCCCCGCGCUGCCCUAUCUACAGACUUGCGAGACGCCACACCAGGCUCCCAGUCUCGGUGGACACCACGGCUGGCCUCAGAGCGGCGCAGACAGUUCCUCGUUCAAUCCGGGAAGCCCUCACCCGCCCCACGGCUUCUCCUACUCACACAGCCCGCCGGUGAGCUGCAACACCGGCAGGGACACAGCCUACCAGAACCCGCUGGUACUUGGUAACGGCGGCCGGGCCGACCAGUACGGCAGCGCGCUGGUGCGCUCGGUUGGAGGGUCGUACUCGAGUCCCUAUGCCUACAUGAGCCCCGAGAUGGCGAGCUCGUGGACCCCCGGUCACUUCGAGAGUGGAAUAAUAGGUCUACACGGUCGGCAGGGCUCCCUGGCCGGGAGAGGACCCAGUUUCGACAUGCUGGAGGAGAUUCCCGGUGAGGGGCGCGAGUGCGUCAACUGCGGCUCCAUCUCCACGCCGCUGUGGCGGCGGGACGGGACUGGCCACUACCUCUGUAACGCGUGCGGCCUCUACCACAAGAUGAACGGCAUCAACCGACCACUCAUCAAACCCCAGAAGCGCCUUCAGGCGACGUCGCGGCGAGCAGGACUGUGCUGCACCAACUGCCACACCAGCACCACCACGCUGUGGAGACGCAACGCCGAGGGGGAGCCAGUCUGCAACGCCUGCGGCCUCUACAUGAAGCUACACGGGGUGCCCCGCCCCCUGGCCAUGAAGAAGGAGAGCAUCCAGACGAGGAAACGUAAACCCAAAAUGAAGACCUCCCAGGGUGGGGGGCAGGCUUCCAGAGGGGGGACAGCCUCAGGUACUUCAGCCUCUCUCUCCAUAUCUGAGCACGCCUCCACCAUCAAGAGUGAGCCCAACCUCGCACCCUCGCCCUACCCAGGACUAACCCUGACCUCCGCCUCGCAGACCUCCUCCCAGCUGGACAGGGCAGGCUCAGUGCUGGUGGACAUCAAGUAUGAGGACUUCCCCUUCACCUCCUCCUCCCUACCUCCUCACAACUCCUGGUGUGCUCUGUCUCAGGCCUGAGCACCUCCACAUCACCAAAUGGUCUCAGCUCACCUGGUCUCAACCCCCCCCUUCAACUGGGGAAGCCCAUCUACCCUGGAAACCCAGUGAACAACCAUCUCCUCAUCUAGAGGUCAUCAAUGUGUUCUGCAGGCUGGACAGUCUGCUGCUGGAGCUGUUGUCACGACAUCCCACUUGAGGUAAUCAGCGCCAUGCUAUCACCACGGAGACGGGAGCACCAAUCACAGUGUCGUCAGAUUUACGACCUCGGAGCUCAUCUCAUGAUGAUUAACUUUUAUAGAGACAUUAUUUAUGUUGAGAUAAGCAGUCACACCCCAAGAACACCGACGCCAGCCUCACAUUACCCACAAUCCACCUCUACGUGUUCCUGUUUCAGGGGCGUUAACUUCCACAGCAACCUUUUUCUCACUGCAGCUAGGACUGGACUGUAGAGUUGUUCUGUGUCUAGGACUGGACUGUAGAAUGGUUCUGUGUUUAGGACUGGACUGUAGAGUUGUUCUGUGUCUAGGACUGGACUGUAGAAUGGUUCUGUGUUUAAGACUGGACUGGACUGUAGAGUUGUUCUGUGUCUAGGACUGGACUGUAGAAUGGUUCUGUGUCUAGGACUGGACUGUAGAAUGGUUCUGUGUUUAGGACUGGACUGUAGAGUUGUUCUGUGUCUAGGACUGGACUGUAGAAUGGUUCUGUGUUUAGGACUGGACUGUAGAGUUGUUCUGUGUGUAGUUGGAGUUUGGUCCAGAAUGCCGGACGGAAGUGUUGUGAAAGGAAGCUGUGAUUGUAUCAUAGUAACUCACUGCUUUACAGUGUUCUUUGAAAUCUGUUUAGUUUAAUAAACUGAUUCAUUAAUUGUU
This is a messenger RNA of Osmerus eperlanus (European smelt), 2418 nucleotides long. It is a transcript of the gene gata5, whose product is annotated as GATA binding protein 5. The coding region runs from base 413 to 1567 and encodes 384 amino acids. Gene Ontology annotation, cellular component: nucleus. The transcript is spliced from 7 exons. The record is from RefSeq and is a predicted model, not a curated record. Gene Ontology annotation, biological process: cell fate commitment; positive regulation of transcription by RNA polymerase II; cardiac muscle tissue development. Gene Ontology annotation, molecular function: zinc ion binding; RNA polymerase II cis-regulatory region sequence-specific DNA binding; DNA-binding transcription factor activity, RNA polymerase II-specific. NCBI's taxonomy places the organism in Eukaryota, Metazoa, Chordata, Actinopteri, Osmeriformes, Osmeridae.